Messenger RNA from Setaria italica (foxtail millet), 708 nucleotides. RefSeq lists its product as uncharacterized. Bases 1 to 708 code for a protein of 235 amino acids. NCBI's taxonomy places the organism in Eukaryota, Viridiplantae, Streptophyta, Magnoliopsida, Poales, Poaceae. The record is from RefSeq and is a predicted model, not a curated record. The transcript has 2 exons.
AUGACGACGCUUAGCAUGAAGCUCCUCAUCGACAGGAAGGCGCAGCGCCUGCUGUUCGCGGAGGCGAGCAAGGACGUCGUGGACUUCCUCUUCUCCCUCCUCGUCCUGCCCGUCGGCGCCGCCGUCAAGCUGCUGGGGAAGGAGGCCGCGGCUGGCAGCGUCGGCAACCUCUACGGCAGCGUCGAGGGCCUCGACUACGCCUACGUCCAGCCCGGCGCGGCCAAGGACGCGCUCCUCCGCCCCGCCGUGCUCUCCUCGCCCGACGGUUCCUCCCUCCUCCGCUUGCCGGCGCCGCCGCCGUGCGGGCAGCCCAGGAGCCUGUACAGGUGCACGAGCAUCUUCAACAGCAGCUGCCGCACCUACAUCACGGACGCGUACGGCAAGGCGUGCCCGACCUGCGGCAACCAGAUGGCGGCGGCGGCGCAGUACCUCCCGCCGGCGGGGCAGCAGGUGGCCGCGGCGGCGGGGUUCGUGCAGGGCGUCGUGACGUACACGGUGAUGGACGACCUGACGGUGACGCCCAUGUCCGCCAUCUCCACCUUCACGCUGCUCAACGCCUUCGCGGUCACCGACCUCGCCGCGCUGCAGGAGAAGACCGUGCAGCUUGGCUACAACGAGGGUUUAGAGAUUCUCAGGGCCUCGCUGCAGUCCAAAACCGUACUCACUGAUGUUUUCCUCGGCAUGAAGGGUCCCGGUGAAGGUGCCUGA